Messenger RNA from Cercospora beticola, 739 nucleotides. RefSeq lists its product as uncharacterized. Lineage: Eukaryota; Fungi; Ascomycota; Dothideomycetes; Mycosphaerellales; Mycosphaerellaceae. The record is from RefSeq and is a predicted model, not a curated record.
CACGACGCUUGCAAGUCGGCAAGCUACUGCCAGGGCUCCCGUGACCAGACAACGAUCUUGCAAAUAGUUUAUCAACAUGUCUUCUCCAACCUCUGAGACUCAUCCUUACAGCUACCAAAAGCCAAGCACAAUGGCAACCCGCUCCCUCGUCACCGAUCAAAAACCCACCGAAACUCCCUCCGCCUCAAGCUACGAUCACGAAGACGCCGCAAAGCAACCCGGCGUCCUGAAACGUCGCGUGACAAAUAAUUAUGAAAAAGCCCUCGCCUCAACCCAAACCUCAGACGACCACGAACAUCAACAAGGAUCCAACAGCCCACGUCCCAAUCUCGACCGAGUCCAGAGCUUCAACAAGAACGAUUACAAGCGAGAGAUGAUGCAACAGACGCUCGCGAAUGCCGGAUCGGUCGAGGGACAUGGUUAUCAUUCUACUGCUGCGGCGCAGUAGACAACAAUAAUGCAGGAAUUGGUGAGCUUGGAUGAAAGGAGGUGCACAUGACGAGAAGCGACCUGGGGAGACUGUGACCUGGUAGAAUAUUGUGACGCUUAACGAAGUAUCGAUGCGACGAACGGAAAGCAAGGUGUUAUGGUGUUCAUCGGUUUCCGGGGAGCAAUGUCGUGGAGCAGAGAGCCUAUGUCCAAGGAUGGGCUGUGCCUAUUCGAGUUCAGUCAGUUACCUGUACGAACAUACCUUGUUUCUCAGAAGUGUCAGUGAAAGUCAUUCAUGGAUCGACCCAAG